CAACCGUUUACUCAUCCGUCACAAAGAUGGCUGCGCUCAGAGUGUUUAGUCGUAAUUUACCAUAUUUACGACAACAAUUUUCCGCAUUACUAGGAAACACAUCACCUUCUGUGAAAUUUAUUUGUGUUGUUGUAAUAAUUGGCUAUGUUUUAUCAUUCUCCGAUGAUGUUGUGGACGUUUUAAGUGUAACUCCGGGGUAUUUGUUGCCACCUUCUUUUCAAUUGUGGUCUACUUUCACGUUUUGGUUUCUAGAAAUACAUUUGUGGGAGGUAGUGAUUGAUAUAAUUACUGUGGGAUUAUGUGGGAAGUUAAUAGAGCCGCUAUGGGGUCCUAUGGAGAUGAUGAAGUUUUUCUUUUUGACCAAUAUUGGCGUGGCGUUUCUAACAACAUUCUAUUAUUUAGUGAUAUUUGCUUGCACCGGACAGGCAUCGUACCUCUUCGAUAUACAUGUCCAUGGUUUAGCUGGUUACCUGGCAGCCGUGAGUGUGGCUGUCAAACAGAUAAUGCCAGAUCACCUACUAAUAAAAACUCCAUUAGGUAAACUCACAAAUCGUUCACUACCGCUGCUGAUUUUAAUAGCUGCAAUAAUACUUUGGGCCAUCGGAGCCCUGGAGGGCACAUAUCCCUGCAUGUGGGGCAGUGGAGUGAUCCUCUCAUGGAUAUAUUUAAGAUUCUGGCAACAGCACAGCAGUGGCACUAGAGGAGAUAUGGCUGAUAACUUUAGCUUUGACAAUUUCUUCCCUACUGUUCUGCAGCCAGUAGUGCGAGGUAUUCUGGGCCCUCCACACCGUUGCCUAGUGAGGCUCGGUUUGUGCUCCCCCAGUCCGCGCCGGGUGCAUCUUGCUUUGAGUCCACGAGGUGUCACUAUAUCCAUGCCAGGAGUGGAGCCCCAGGACAUGGAAAGGCGGAGACAAAUCGCGCUCAAGGCAUUGAGCGAGAGAUUAUCCAAGACAUCUGAACAAACGAGACAAAAGAAUCUAUCUACCAAAGUGAACAUGGAUGCUGUUAGGAAGAUGCAGCCUCCACAUGUGAUACCGCAAUUCGCGGAGACUCCAACGAGCAGCCAGGCGCCGCCUGCUGCCGCUGAAGCGACCCUUGUCGAUAUCAGCACAGAACCAACUCCGCCCACCACAAAACAGUCAUGAUCUUCACAGUCAAAUAUUACCUAAUAAGGCUGUUCACAGAACCACUUAGAAAUAGGCCAAUGUUGUUGACAAAGUCCAAUGUUGCUAGUGUGAAAGUUAAACCGAAUUUAGAUAAGCGGAAAUGAAUGGUAAAUGAAAGUUGACAUUCUUGUAAGGCUGUGACUGUGUUGCCAGGUUUAAUCUGAAAUGGCACUUUUAAUUUUAAAACCAUCAUUAAAUAUUUAUAUAAAAUUAAUAUGUUUCUAUGACUUGAUGAAAAUAGGGAUUAAGGUGAUCAAUUCAAAUAUCUAUUAAUUUUUUAAAUGUUUUUUGAAUAUUCUCAGAUUAAAACUGGCAACUUUUGGUUGUGAGGUAAAUAUAAAUGAAAUUAAUUAUACGCGUAAGGUAAAUCAUGUUAUUAAUUUCUGGAUUCAAAUGGAUUGUAACUGAUGAAUUUGCAUUUUGACAGUCACGAUAUUUUUUUAUACCUUAUUUAUUACAAUAUCCAUCCUUUUGAAUGCAUUUAAGUGAAUAGGCCUUUAUCGCCUUUUUAGAUGUUCUGACUGCAAGCGGUGGCGUACUUGGUGUACUGAAACGUGUGAAAAGGUACUUACAGUAAUUGCAAAAUUGGACUUUGUUAAUAAAACAAAAAAAAAAAUCGUAUUGUAAUUUUUGCAGUGGUGCUGUGAACAUUACACUGUUUACAGAUUACACAGUUAUUGUUUUUUUUUAAGACUUGCGAUUAAUUUCUGUAUGGUUACAGUUGUGUGUAUGGUAUAAAGAAAUAUUUUUUGCAGAUUUGCAUUUGUUGAUGAUGUCAAGUUAAUAUGAUGAUGAAUGAUGUGACAUAUUGUAAAUAUUAUUGAUAUAAAUUAGUGUUAAAUAAAUAAUAUUCAAUCAUU
This is a messenger RNA of Galleria mellonella (greater wax moth), 2026 nucleotides long. RefSeq names its product transmembrane protein 115. Lineage: Eukaryota; Metazoa; Arthropoda; Insecta; Lepidoptera; Pyralidae. Gene Ontology annotation, biological process: retrograde vesicle-mediated transport, Golgi to endoplasmic reticulum. Gene Ontology annotation, cellular component: Golgi apparatus; membrane. Bases 27 to 1145 code for a protein of 372 amino acids. The transcript has 4 exons. The record is from RefSeq and is a predicted model, not a curated record.